Messenger RNA from Cladophialophora psammophila CBS 110553, 477 nucleotides. RefSeq lists its product as uncharacterized. The transcript has a single exon. The coding region runs from base 1 to 477 and encodes 158 amino acids. Lineage: Eukaryota; Fungi; Ascomycota; Eurotiomycetes; Chaetothyriales; Herpotrichiellaceae. The record is from RefSeq and is a predicted model, not a curated record.
AUGCCGGCAGUAUCAUCAAUCGUUAUCGACACGCCUCCCCAAGACGUCUGGAAGGUCCUCGUUGAUUUCCCCAGCUGGCCGACUUGGAACACUUGGUUCUUAUCCAUCCGUGCCCACUCGAACCCCCUUGAACAAGGCACACUGGUCACCUUUUCCAAUAAGAUGUCUGAAACCGCGAAGCCCGGGACAUAUACGGCACGCAUCACCACUUGGAACCCCGACGAGACAGAGUUUGCGUGGAAGGGCGGUCCGCUGCCCGAAUCGCUGGGAUGGGCUCUGAGAGGCCUUCAUUGGUUUAGGCUUGUGGCGCAGGAUGGCGGGAGGAAGACGUUGUUCGAUCACGGUGAAGAUGCAGAAGGGUUAUUGAGCGUGUUGAUUCCAGGCAGUAUGAUGAGCGGUUUGGUCAAGCAGCUGGACAAGUUUAAUGACGAGUUGAAGAGACGGGUUGAAGAAGGACCAAAAGCCACCGCCCCUUGA